CUAAUGCAACCCAUUCAAGGGUCACAAAGUCACCAUUCUCACUGCCGUUGGCCACCAUCUCCGGCCAUCCACCUUCUCACCAGUACACUACUCCCACCUUCAUGAGCGGAAUACCGUGAACAGCUCCAACCAACCCACCACCGUCAUACUCUGUUGUUUUCAGUUUAAUCUUUUUACAGAGAACAGGCGCGAGAGCAAUGCAGAUAUUCCCAGAAAGUGUGCAGAAACUUUGGAAUGAAUGGGAGCUACGCUUGAUGGUUCUACUAAGCCUUUUCCUACAAAUCGUCCUAAUCAUCUUUAGCAACCGACGAAAGUACACAGUCACACCUUGGAUCAGAAUCCUGAUUUGGUCGGCCUACUUGUCCGCAGACUGGGUGGCGACAGUAUCCCUUGGUACCCUCUCAAACAGCCAAGGAGAUUCGGAAGGGAAACUUCUGGAUCCAAACUAUACCCUCAUGGCGUUUUGGGCGCCAUUCCUUCUCUUGCACCUUGGUGGUCCGGACACUAUCACGGCUUACUCCUUAGAAGAUAAUGAGUUGUGGUUAAGGCACUUGCUUGGACUAGUUGUCCAAGUUGGAGUGGCUUUCUACGUGUUUCUGAGGUCAUGGGCAGGAACUCCACUCACAUUUCUAUCCAUCCCAAUGUUUGUGGCUGGAAUUAUCAAGUAUGGAGAGAGGACGUGGGUUCUGAGAUCUGCAAGCAAGAAUCACUUUAGAGAUUCUUUGCUUCCAGUUCCUGAUCCUGGACCUGAUUAUGCUGAGUUCAUGAAGGAAUAUGGUUCAUUGAAAGACAAAAUGGACGUUUCUAGAACCAGGAAAGAAAAGACUGGUGAAAAUCCACUUCAAUCUACCGUUGGUGAUGACAUCACUAUUCCGAGUGGAAAAUAUAUUUAUAAAGCUUACUACUUAUUCGAGAACCAAUUCAGGCGUCUAUAUGCAGACCUCAUCCUCAGCUUGGAUGACCAGCAAAACAGUGAGCGCUUCAUCAAGGAAUUGCCAUUCGAAGGGGCCUUCGAAGUGGUAGAAAUGGAGCUUAGUUUCUUGUAUGAUGUGCUCUACACCAAGGCAACAGUGGUUUAUUCUCUACUAGGCAUUUUUCUCCGCACUACCAGCUUCUUGUCCACUAUUUCCACCUUAGCGGCCUUCUACUUCUUUAUCCAUAAGCACCAGUUCUCAAACAUUGACAUCAACAUUACUUACACGUUACUUUUUGGAGCAAUUUUUCUGGAGAUUUACGCUAUCAUUAUGCUGAUUUUGUCUGACUGGACCAUUGUCUGGUUGAGCAGUAAGAAGUGCUCCCUGACUGGUUCCAUUUGCCGAGCCAUUACCUCUUUUCGAUCGGUUCUAACGAGUGACAAGAGAUGGUCUAGACGCAUGGCACAGAACAACUUAAUCGAUUCUUGCCGCAGAGACGAAAUUGAUGAGGUUCCUAGAUUCUUUGACAUGAACAAAUUCUUGGAGAGGUACUGGUACGUGACUUGGGAGAAGGUCGAUGACAUGAAGGAACCCAUCUUCAGCUGCCUCGUAGAGAUGACAAACGAUGUCAGGGAUCUCAAGUCGCUAGCUACUCAAACAUAGAGGUGAUUAUGUGACCAGAAAAAAUGGGUCUUUUGAUAAACUUGGUUGGAGUAUAGUUGAUGUAGAAUUUGAUCACAGCCUCCUCCUUUGGCAUAUUGCUACAGAUCUCUGUUACCCUUGUGAUGUGGACGAAUCCCCAGAUACCAAUCUCAAAUCAACAUGCAAAAUAAGCAAAUGUUUGUCUGAGUAUAUGUUGUAUCUGUUAGUUAUGUGUCCAUUUAUGCUGCCAAAAGGGAUAGGGGAGUUGAGGUUCCGAGACACUUGUUCAGAGGCUAAAAGAUUCUUCCAGCAAAGAAGGGAGUCCAUAUCUAACAGAAAUGAGGCUUGCAAAUUGCUGCUUGAAGUUGACACGGAAGUUGAGCCAAUAAAAGUGAAAGGAGAUAAAAGCAAGUCGGUGUUAUUCGAGGCAUGUAGGCUUGCCAAAACGUUGAACACACUGGAA
Molecule: messenger RNA, 2019 nt
Organism: Vitis riparia (riverbank grape)
Lineage: Eukaryota; Viridiplantae; Streptophyta; Magnoliopsida; Vitales; Vitaceae
Exons: 2
Coding region: 198-1577 (459 amino acids)
Source: RefSeq, a predicted model, not a curated record